AUGGACUUAUCAAAAGGCAAAAUAUUUGAAUCUAUAUGUUUGAUCGACAAAGCAUCAUCUAGAUCAAAACACUUAUAUGUUAAUCAUUAUGAGGUUAAUACAAUUUUUCGUCAAAUGGAAAAAAAGUUUCUUGCUGCAAGUAAUCAAUGGAUGAAUCGUAUAAACGAAUUAGAUAGAAAAAUUGAUACAGUUGAAUCAAAUUUUGAUGAUAUUAUUUCACAUUUACCAUCGAAAGAAUCAGCAACAACAACAACAGGAUCAUCAACACAACAAUAA
Molecule: messenger RNA, 276 nt
Organism: Rotaria sp. Silwood1
Lineage: Eukaryota; Metazoa; Rotifera; Eurotatoria; Philodinida; Philodinidae
Source: the annotation of a GenBank genome assembly